ACAAGGAGGACUUUAGCUUUGCAGUCCCUGUGUUUGCCUUUGCUACCUCAGAGGUCAAGUUUCACGUUGAGCAACAAGGUCAUGGCUUCACCCUGCACUCUCCUGUCAGAUGUGCAGUUUCAGUGUUGCAUCUGUGAGGAUGUUUUCUUUGAGCCAGUCUCCAUUCCCUGUGGUCACAGCUUCUGCUUCACCUGCAUCACAUCACACUGGGAUAGCAGCAUUGCCAUCAGCUGCCCUAAAUGUCAGACAGUCUUUGAGGGCCGCCCAGAGCUUUGUGAAAACUAUUUCGCCAAGGAAAUGUCAGAGCAGAUCCGAGCAAGAAGGCAGAAUGACAUCAUACCAGGAAAAAGCAUCCAUUGUGAUGUGUGCGUUGGGAAGCAAACAAAGGCUUUGAAGUCCUGCCUCAUGUGUCUGACCUCGUACUGUGAGAGCCACCUGGAGCCUCACCUGAGAGUUGCCACCUUGAAGAUUCACAAGUUGAUUGAACCUAUUGCAAUGCUGGAGAGCAGGAUGUGUAAAAAGCACCAAAGGCUCCUGGAACUGUAUUGCAGGAGCGACCAGAGGUGUGUGUGCGUGCUGUGCACUGAGACCGACCACCGCUGUCAUGACACUGUCCCAGUGGAGCGAGAGAGUCAGAAAAAGAAGGCUCAGAUGAAAAGGAUUGAGGCUGAUGUUAAGCAGAUGAUCCAGGACAGGCUGCAGAAAGUGGAGGAGAUCAAACACUCUGUGGAGCUCAGCAAACAAAACUCAAAGAGGGACAUUAGAGAAAGCAUGGAGGUCUUCUCUGUACUGUUUCGUUCCAUGGAGAGAAGUCAGGCUGAGCUGGUGGACACGAUCCAGAAGAAGCAGGCAGCAGAAGAAGAGAGGGCAGAGAGACUCAUCACAGAGCUGGAGCUGGAAAUUAGUGAGCUGGAGAGGAAGAGAAGUGAGAUGGUGCAGUUUUCUCACUCUGAGGACCACCUGCAUCUUCUGCAGAGGUUUCCGGCUCUGAGUUCACCUCCAUCUGCCAAAGCCUGCUCUGACAUCACUGUCCAUUCAGACACAUGUUUGGGGACUGUAAGGAGAGGCGUGGCCAACACUGAAGAGCAGAUCCAGUUGGCUUUGAAAAAGCUUUCUACUCAAGCGCAUGAGAAGAUGAAGCAAUAUGCAGCUGAUGUUCAUCUGGACCCUGGGACAGCCAACCCUUGGCUGGUUCUGUCAGAGGACCGGACACAGGUAUGGGAUGGAGAUGUUGAGCAGAACUUGGUGGACAUACCAGAGCGUUUUGACACAGCACCAUGUGUCAUUGCCACCCAGGGUUUCACCACAGGGAGGCACUACUGGGAGGUGGACGUGAGAGACAAGACAGCGUGGGACUUGGGUGUAGCUCAACAGUCAGUCAAGAGGAAAGGUGUGGUGACACUGUGCCCAGAGGAAGGCUAUUUAACUGUUUGUUUGAGGAAGGGCAGUGAGUACCGGGCAUGUGCAGGACAGGCAGAGCUGCUGUGUCUCGCUCAGAGGCCACAGGUUCUUGGGGUGUUUUUGGAUUACGAAGAUGGGACGGUGUCCUUUUAUGAUGCACAGGCCCAGUCACACAUCUAUUCCUUUACAAAGUUCCAAUUCACUGAGGCCAUGUUUCCCUUUUUUAACCCAGAAAUGAGUGAUGGUGGCAAUAACAGCUCACCACUUACCGUCUGCCCUGUCAGUGGAGUCAAUGGAGGCGGGGAUUUAGAUGAUAUUACAAUAUGAUGUCAAAUGUGUAUUCAGUCUGUUUAUAGUUUUCUCAUUUAAAACAGCAUAAGAUUGUUGUCUGUGUCAUCUCAAACACUUAUGGUUUUUGUUUCAUGAUUUUCAAACAUUGUCUUCUAAAAUCUAUUGUACAGAAACGUGAUUAGUUAUGCUCUUCAUCCCUAUUUGAUGUUUCAUUCACAACAGUAACUACUUUCAGAUAUAGAUGAAUAAUUAAUAUGGUAUUUCUAAUUUGCCUCCCUCCUUCAAUAAACUUCAAACUGUUGUA
This is a messenger RNA of Seriola dumerili (greater amberjack), 1996 nucleotides long. RefSeq names its product E3 ubiquitin-protein ligase TRIM39-like. The transcript is spliced from 8 exons. The coding region runs from base 82 to 1728 and encodes 548 amino acids. Gene Ontology annotation, molecular function: zinc ion binding; protein binding. The record is from RefSeq and is a predicted model, not a curated record. NCBI's taxonomy places the organism in Eukaryota, Metazoa, Chordata, Actinopteri, Carangiformes, Carangidae.